This is a messenger RNA of Gadus morhua (Atlantic cod), 1093 nucleotides long. RefSeq names its product oleoyl-ACP hydrolase (gene olah). NCBI's taxonomy places the organism in Eukaryota, Metazoa, Chordata, Actinopteri, Gadiformes, Gadidae. The transcript has 6 exons. The record is from RefSeq and is a predicted model, not a curated record. Gene Ontology annotation, biological process: lipid biosynthetic process. Bases 219 to 983 code for a protein of 254 amino acids.
GUAGCCAUCAAAACAAAGCGAAGAAAAUAAGCAGGAAAGGAAACUGUGGACUUUGCAUUGAAACUUGACAAGUGGCAGCAUUUGUUUAAUUGUUUUACACUUAAUGCCGCAAACGAUUAUUUUCAUCCAUUCGUCAGUUUUAUACUGACGUGGCCUUACUUGACACAUAUGCAGAUCAGUGUUAUGAGUAAUCGACCAAAGUUGCCCUGUCAAACAGAAUGGAUAAAGUGAUCAACUGUUUCACCAAGAAACCCGACGCUGUGGCCAGGCUGGUAUGCUUCCCCUGGGCAGGUGGAGGGUCCAUACACUAUGCCCGCUGGGGGAGGGUCUUCAACGACUCCAUUGAAGUUUACUCUGUGAGACUCCCGGGCCGCGAGACUAGGGCCAAGGAGAAGUUCUUCCAGAACAUGCAGCAGAUUGUGGACGAAAUCGUAGAGGCCCUCCUGCCAGCUCUGAAAGAGAAGCCAUUUGCCUUCUUUGGCCACAGCUUCGGGGCGAUGACGAGCUUCGCCGUGGCGGACUCUCUGAAGCGGCUCCACGGUCUAGAACCGGUCCAUCUGUUCCUGUCUGGGGCGUCAGCUCCCUACUCCGAGAUGCGGAUCGGCGCCCCCAAAAGGAGUGAGUUGACUGACGAAGAGUUCCUCCAAUGGCUGAGCUCCAUAGGGGGCACGCCCCCCGAGCUGCUAGCCAAUCCCGAGGUGCUGAAGCUGUUCCUGCCCGCCCUGAAGGCGGACCUGCAUGUAGUGGAAAACUACAGGUGUGACCGACCGACCAGGCCCUUGCUGUCCUGUGCGGUCACCUGCUUCGACGGAAAACAGGACGUACCACAUGACCUGCAGGCGUGGAAGGAGAUGUCUUCGGGAGACUUCACAGUCCGGAUGCUGGAUGGAGAUCAUUUUUACCUGAAGGACUCAGCGAAUGAGAAGGUGCUCAUAGACUUUAUCACCAAACACCUGGAGACCUCCGAGAUGGACUACCUAUAAACCAACGCUGACUCAAUAUUUAUUUGACAUUAUAUUUGUUUGUCACUCAUUUCUGUACCAUUCCAGCUCUAACAAAAGUGUAAUAAAUGUUGUUCUUUAUUUAUAAACAA